GGGAAGGUACAGGACACUUCCUUGGUAACCUGGUUACCGGAGUAACGCGGGCAAACAGGAGCGGCAACCAGGAUCAGGGGAAGCGCGGGGUCUGCGGAGCCAUGAUGGUCUCAAAGAGAGGACUGACAUGCAGUCAGAGGGAAAAGCAAAUAGCUGAAGCUCAACGUCGGGAAUUUACCCGGGAAGACCAGAUAAAAAGACUGAACCAGGAGCAGCAGCUGGAAGCAUCUCUACAAAGUGAGGACCGUGUGGAGAAGAAGCGCUAUCUUAGAAGACUGCAAGAUGAAGAACAGGAGAGACAAAUGGAAGAUGCCAUUCAGCAUGCAGAGGAAACGAAAAGACUAAAGGAAUUACAGUUGGAACAGGAAGAAAGAAUGGCGACAGAACUGGCUAGGAUCAAGCAAGAAAAACUCAAAGAUGAAAAACUGAGGCAACAAAUCCGAGAGAACAGCCUGGAGCUCCGAGAAUUAGAGCAAAAGCUGAAGUCUGCCUAUCUAACCAGAGAGCGGGCUGCACAAGUAGCAGAAAAAGAGGUCGUUAAAUAUGAGAAAAUUAAACGUGAAUCUGAAAUAGCUCGCAAAAUGAAGGAGGAACAUGAAAGGGCUUCAGAGGAGGAACUGGCUAAAGAGACCCGGCGCUAUCAUGAGAAGCUGCAUUACCAGAAGGAGCUGGAAACGCAGCUGGAAGAAAAGGAGAUAAAGAGGCAGGAAGCUUAUCAGGAGUUCCUGAGGGAGAAAAUCCUGGUAGAUGAAAUUGUAAGGAAGAUUUAUGAAGAAGAUCAGACGGAAAGACAGUUAAAGCUGGAAAAAACGACUGCUACUAAGAGAUACAUCGAAGAAUUCAAGGAACAGCAGAAGACUUGGAGGAAAUUGGAAAAAGAGAAAAUGGAGGCAGAAAAUCUGAGAAUUCGGUCGUUUGCAAAUAUGCAGCAGAGAAGAGAAGAAGACCGCAUGGUCCAAAUCAGGGAGCGGGAGGAGAAGAAGAAAGCUAUCCAGGACUUGCUUGUGGAGCAUAUUCAUAGAGAACAACAGCAGAGAGAUGAACUCGACCAAAUGCGAGAAGAGUUAUACCUGGAAGAACAAGCCGAGCAGGCCAGACAGCGUGAAAUUGAAGAGUUGGAAAAGAAAAUUCGCCAGCGUCUUGAGUUGCAGCGAACAUUUGAAGAACAAAUGGCUUUUAAGCAAAUUGUUCAACAAGCAGCAAAAGAGGAAGAGGAGGCUUUCAGACAGACAAUGCUUGCAAAGUUGGCUGAAGAUGACAGGAUUGAGCAGAUGAACGCUCAGAAGAGGAGGAUGAAACAAUUGGAGCACAAAAGAGCAGUGGAGAAACUGCUUGAGGAUCGGCACCAACAGUUCAUUGCCGAUAAGGAACGUGAGCUCCUGGAAAGAGAGGAGGAAGAGAAGAGGGAAGCAUUUCGCCGGGCUAUCAUUGAAGAGGAGAGACAGAAACUUCUUAAGCAACAUGCCACCCAGUUACUGGGCUACCUUCCCAAGGGAAUAUUUAAAGGUGAAGAAGAUCUCAAUAUGUUCGAUGAAGAGUUUCGCAAGACUUUUCAGAAGAGAAGUGCAGACAUGUUUUCAGAUGAUGGCUGGGGUUCAUAAAUUAAAGUAUAACUACCUAAAGGGAAAGUUUUUUUUGUUUUUUUGGGGGGGGGGGGGGAUAGAGAGGAGAUGGAUUAGAACAUCUGUUCUUAUUGCAGUCUGUUUCCUCUUUAGGGGGACUCACCCUCUAUUUUUGUCCUGUUUAUCAUUAAAAGUGAAAGUAAAGGAAAAUCGCAAAUUUUGGGUUAUCCCCAGAGAAGUAAUAGAGGGGAAUUCUUCCAAUGAGGACACUAGGUUUAGUGAUCUAGGGGACCCUAAAAGAUUUCUAUCAUUUGCGGUGAUUUCCUGUUUUGGCUAUGGGACAGAAAUUGAGGGAAAAUCUCCCCAAUAGGACACAGAUGGCAAAAAACAAUCCGACGGGUUAUAACCUUCACUUGCUCUAUUCAAAAUGGGGGGGG
Molecule: messenger RNA, 1999 nt
Organism: Rana temporaria (common frog)
Lineage: Eukaryota; Metazoa; Chordata; Amphibia; Anura; Ranidae
Gene: MNS1
Product: meiosis specific nuclear structural 1
Exons: 10
Coding region: 102-1601 (499 amino acids)
Biological process (GO): cilium organization
Cellular component (GO): motile cilium
Source: RefSeq, a predicted model, not a curated record